AUGGCUGACGAUAAAGAAUUGAUGUCACGCGUAGAAGAAAUUCAAACUCUAGCUCAAACCAAUGAAGAUAUGAUGAAGCAAAUCGAUAAUAUGGGAUCAAGAGUAGUUAACCUUACGACCUACGUCAUAAGGUGCAACUACGGUAUAUUUACGGUUAAAGAAGUUCAGGAAGCUCAAAACGCAAAUCAGAUUGUCAACAACUGGCGUGAAAAUAUCCAGCUAACUGAAAUUGAAGAUAUAUUCAAUGACAAAAUUUCUUAUACUUGUUCUUCGUACGGGCAACUAAAAACAGUCAAUUCGGCUAUGGCUCGAGUCGUUAAAAAAUAUAAAUUGUUUGGAAGUAGUAGAACAGCUCUGGGCGAAAUUUACAAAUUCGCGAAGAACUUUCGUGUAAUAAAAGCAGUAUUAGAGAGAAUAAUUGCAUUACUUAACAAUGGUGGCGGUGGUCGUAUGGAUAAGAUACGAGAACGGUUGGACAAUCUUAACAAUGAAAUGAAAGCACUUCGUACUACAUAUACAAAUAUUCAAUUUUCUUAG
Molecule: messenger RNA, 537 nt
Organism: Adineta ricciae
Lineage: Eukaryota; Metazoa; Rotifera; Eurotatoria; Adinetida; Adinetidae
Source: the annotation of a GenBank genome assembly